AUGAUAAAUAACACAACAACUGCUUUUUUUAUUGGUACGAAACAAAAUAAUUAUUUAUCCUAUUAUUUUCUUCCAUUCUAUACAAUUUUGUUUUUCAUUGGUACUUUUGGCAAUGGUCUUGUUAUCAUUAGUAUUCUUCGUUCGUCGCGUCUUCGCACAGUGACCAAUACUUAUUUACUCAACAUAGCUAUUGCAGAUUUCGUACUUCUUUUGAGUGUACCUUUCCUUAUAAUCACGAUACUUGCUAAUGGAUGGAUAUUUGGAAAUAUUUUAUGUAAAAUGUAUUACAAUUUCAUUCAUAUCAAUCAGUAUGCCAGUUCACUUUUAUUGGCCGUGUUAUCAUUUGACCGAUAUCUGGCUGUUUGUCAUCCGGUUCUAGCUAUUGAAUUUCGAACAAGAACAAAAUGUGUCAUAAUUAUUGGUGGAUGUUGGCUUAUAUCAAUUCUUUUUCUUUGUCCAACAUGGGUAUUCGCAACGGCCACAUCUGAGAACUAUUCUGUUUGGUUUCGUUAUCGAGUAGAAAAAUGCGUAAUUGACUUCCCAUCGGUUGAGUUUCAAAUUCCUCCAGAAAUUCUUUUUACCUAUUAUGGAUUUUUACUUGGAUUUCUUAUUCCUGGAUCUAUGAUUACAACAUUUUAUAUACUUCUUCUUAUACGUCUUAAUACUAUCCGUCGAAAACAUAAAUCAGGAAUAAAACAACGUUCACAUCGCAAAGUUACAAGAAUUGUUCUUGCUGUUGUAGCAGCUUAUUUUAUUUGUUGGUUGCCAUAUUGGUUUUUACAAAUAUUUAUAACAAUUGAUCCAUUAAUAUAUUCAUUACGCUCAAAUUUUUCUAUAUUACCAACGAAUACCAAUAUGCGUUUUCUUAAAGAAUUAACACAUCUAACAACAAUUAUUGGUUAUGCUAAUAAUUGUCUUAAUCCAGUUUUAUAUGUUUUUCUAUCAGAUUCAUUCCGUCAAGAAUAUUUAAUUUUACUUAAAUGUUCUCAUCCUAGUGGAAUCUAUAUGGACCAUGCAUUGCUUAGUGGAAAUGUACAAAAGUUUAAUCAUGAACAUGAAAUAAACCGACAACAAACAGCGCCGAUUAAUACUCGUCAAAAAAUAAUUAGAAAAAAUCUCAAACAUAGUGUUGCUAGCGAAGAAAUACCUUCAAAUAAUGCUUCGUUGUCAUUAUUUUGUAAUCAUGAUAAUAAUCAUAAACAUCCUUCAAGCUCGUCACCUUCGUUAAGAAUUAAUGAGAAUAAUAGAUAUCAUACCGAAAUGAAAGCAUUAUCUGAAAAAAACGCUUUAAUCAAUAGCCCACGUAAUGAUCAAAACCAAAUGAUACUAGUUACGUUAUCUCUCAAUUUACCUCAUUCUUCAUCAAAAAUGAUGGAUGAUGGUGGUGUCUAUUGUGGUGAUUAA
Messenger RNA from Rotaria socialis, 1404 nucleotides. The record is from the annotation of a GenBank genome assembly. Lineage: Eukaryota; Metazoa; Rotifera; Eurotatoria; Philodinida; Philodinidae.